CUGCUAUUGUUUUUCACUUCUAUUAUGUUGUUGGAACUUCGUGAUCGCAACGAAAACUGCACUAGUAGAUGGCAUGCCCGUCCGUACUCUUGCUGAGGGAUWUAAAUUGGUCAGUGCAGCACCUCGGUACGAACGGUUUGCCCUGUUGGUUUCAUYGAAACAGUACCAGCCUUUUUCCGUUCCGAAUAUGGUUAUUGCUGUUGCUGUUGUUGCUAUUUCUUGCCGCCUCCUCGUCGUCCCGGCUUCUUGUUCAUCAUCAAAUCCAUCAUAUUGCCAAGAUCCACAGUUUCCUUCGUUGGAGUUUUUGUUUUAAUGGGGGUUGGAUCCAGCUCUCCCGUCAUGACGCCAUAGGCCACCCGAACGCCCAUMCCGAAUAUUCCAAGACCGGUAACGCCAAAGAAUCCACUCGCCAGAGAGAUCAUCCCCAUGACRACGUUGCGAAAGACCUGUGCCGACCUUAGCACAAAGUACACCUCGGUCUCGGGCGGAUGCAGGGCAAAGUACCCCCCAAGUUURUUYGUCGCGACCCAYAGUGCCGCUGCCACACCAAAAGCAAAAAAGGACCCAACAAUGGCCACGAUGGGAUUCACCCCGUUCAGGUCUCGGGCCUCGGCGAUGGCCUGUUGUAUUUCGGCGUCGGUUUUGCGUGGCCGUCCGUAGCCAUCUACCAGGCUCAUGGUCUUGCCUUUGGAUCCGWAUUUUUCGGUUUGUUCCGCUGCUUUGAGCUCGGCCAUCAAUCGUUCDUUGAUGGUAUUGGUGGCGACGGCGGUAGCAGCUGUCUUGUCGGUGUCGUUUUCGUCGUCGUUUUUGGUCUCGCUCGCGGCCUCGUUCUCCCCGUCCGAUGAUUCGUGCAAAACAAUUUUCGGUGUUCGCGGGCUCGAAGGACUGCGUGUGGUGGCAAGCAAUGUUUGCAGUUCGUUUUGGGGAGAACGAGAGGCCAAAGAACUCGUGCCGACGGUAUGAAAGGCGUGCGAUCCCGCGAGGAGAGGGGCGGCUAGCAGGACGCGGGAAAAGGUCGUAGCUGUAACCAUGUUGUAGUACUGGCGAAAAGUUUUCUUUUUUAGGCUGUUAAAUCAAAAAUAAGAGAGAUCAGUAUGGCUUUCAAAUUUCAAAUUUCACUAUUGGCUCUUCUGAUUUGGGUAACAACAGUAUCGUCGGUGAUACGGAAGGGGUGCGUCGAAGGCUGAUGGUAUUGCAUUGAUGCAUUCUUGGCGAUUGAUUCUGUCGACACCAGAUCGGUUCAAUCGAAAAAUCGAACGCGACGAAAAAAUAACGAUGGCGACACGAAAAACGUCACAUCGAAGUUGACAAACUACUGUCUGUGCUGUGUACGUUAGGGCCCUCCGGAACCAACCCGCACCUCCCCCAUUUUGGAUUUGUCCCUCAAUUUCGCGGUUAUUUUGUCAGGGAAAAAAUCCAAAAAAUCCAAAUAAUUGUUUWUGUUUGAUACAGUAAGCGCUCACCACAACAACAAAGCAAACACUGAAGAGAUCAGAUCAAGAAUUUCCUGGGGAUGGAGGAAUAAUACUACUAUUAUUCUUWGUUCAUUGUUACUAAGAUGUCGGGUUUGCGCAAUGGCACAAAUAAAGUACAGAAGUGCAG
Messenger RNA from Pseudo-nitzschia multistriata, 1602 nucleotides. Lineage: Eukaryota; Bacillariophyta; Bacillariophyceae; Bacillariales; Bacillariaceae. The record is from the annotation of a GenBank genome assembly.